AUGUCGGCAGCGACGAAAGUUCCCGUUGUCGCGGGCACGUUGGCACUCACUGGAGCAGUGGUCGCAUUAUGGAGACAUCCGGCAGUGCAGGACUUCAUUGAGAAGUAUUUGGGCACUUCUGCGAGCUCAACUAUCCUCAAGGCAUUGAUCGGGGCUGCGGCUCUGAUCAACUUGAAGCACCUGCCUGGCUUUUGGCAUAUCCGCGUGCUGCGAGGCAUCAUCUACCAGAUCUACUUCCAGAAACGGCCCAUACCCCCGAAGCACCUGUUCGCUCCCAUGAUCACGCACUCAUACAACACGCCAUACGACACCGACUACAACUUCCACAAGUCCAAUUCCACUUAUUUCGCCGACCUCGAUGUCUCCCGAGCGCAUUACAUUGGAGCAGUGAUCAAGACGGGACUGGCAAGACUCAACUCCGGCGACCAAGAAGGUCUGCCAAAGUCGAACAUCGAGGCAAAGGGAAAAUACAUCGUUGCACUGGGCGCUGUCAGCUGCUUUUUCCAGCGUCAGAUUGAGCCUCUGCAGAGCUUUGAGAUCUACACCAGAGUCUUGACUUGGGAUAGGAAGUGGCUUUACACCAUCUCGCACAUCGUGAAGAAGGGGGCGAUCAAGCCGGACUCAUAUGUUCUACAGCCUUGGAAGAACUCGAGGAAGCACCAAGCAGCCGUGAAGAAGGAGGAGCAGGAUCUUACGAAGCACAUCUUUGCGACAUCCAUCGCACGAUACGUCUUCAAGAAGGGCCGCCUUACGAUAAACCCCGAAAUUCCGUUGGAGAGGUCGAGACUACUCCCUCCAAGGCCCGCAGGCAUCGGCUUCCCUCCCCGUGAUGGCGAGGCAUCCGCUAACGGCACACCGGCCAUCUGCACACCGGCCACGCCCGCCGCGAAUGGGAACACGCAAACCGAUGUCGACGAGGUCAGCUCGAGAUUAGCCGACGUGGCUCACACCGCACAAUUAGCUGACGAUAGCUGGACUUGGGACGAUAUGGAGAAGGAGCGUCUGCGAGGGUUGGAACUUGCGACACAUUUCGAUGCAUUGAAUGCUGGUCACGGCGAACUAAGAGGUGGUGAUGUGCUUGGAAAGUACGGGGAUUACUGGUAG
Molecule: messenger RNA, 1104 nt
Organism: Fulvia fulva
Lineage: Eukaryota; Fungi; Ascomycota; Dothideomycetes; Mycosphaerellales; Mycosphaerellaceae
Product: putative thioesterase atnL
Exons: 2
Coding region: 1-1104 (367 amino acids)
Source: RefSeq, a predicted model, not a curated record